Messenger RNA from Peromyscus leucopus (white-footed mouse), 3110 nucleotides. RefSeq names its product acid phosphatase 4 (gene Acp4). Bases 930 to 2288 code for a protein of 452 amino acids. NCBI's taxonomy places the organism in Eukaryota, Metazoa, Chordata, Mammalia, Rodentia, Cricetidae. The transcript has 11 exons. The record is from RefSeq and is a predicted model, not a curated record. Gene Ontology annotation, cellular component: lysosome; postsynaptic membrane. Gene Ontology annotation, molecular function: protein tyrosine phosphatase activity; receptor tyrosine kinase binding; acid phosphatase activity. Gene Ontology annotation, biological process: regulation of neuronal synaptic plasticity; lysosome organization; negative regulation of ERBB4 signaling pathway.
CUCUGGGGCUUGCUCGCCCAAUCAGUGAGCUCCAGGUUCAGUGAGAGCCAUCAGAAUAGGUGAAAAGAAAUUAAGGAGACAUUUGACUCGACCGCUGGCCUCUCCACACACAGAGGAGAACUUGUGUGUGUGGUGAGGGGUUUCUCUAGUCCAGGCUGGGAAGAAGGGUCAAGAGGCUCACAAAACUCAAGACAUUUUCCAGACUCACAAGUUACACGAGCAGUAGGUCGUUGCUGGAGAGAAGACACUCUCAAGUGGAGCUGCCUGCAAGGUGCCAGAAGACGCCAGUGAGACAACUUUGUACCCCCCGCUGUGGGACUCUCUGGUCCUGAAGCUGCUUUUGAGUCACAAUCCUGUUCUCUAGUGCUUAAUGCUCUUUGCCCCAUCUGGUCUGUUUUGUGAGAUGAAGGCACGCAGAAGUUCCAGUAACUUGAUAGUAUCCCACAGCUUGUAAUGGUGAGAGAUUUGAACCUAGUCUGUCUACUCCUGGCUUGGGAAUUUGGCUCCAGGGCUCUGUUGGUGUGGGAGAAAGUGAAAUCUUCAAGCAGUCCAAGGGGGCCUCAUAGAGUCCUGACAUUUUCAAAAAGGAACAGAAAACUUGGGGAAGCAGGGGUGGUGGUGGGGGGGGUGGGGUUCCCUGUAGCUACCUCUCAGCUUUGCCACUUCCUAGAUGUUUCCUCAGGCAAGUCAGUGGUCCUGUUGUGCCUCAGUUUCCCCAUCAGCAUAGCAGGGAUGCUGGUGGCUACAUGGACACCUCCUGGGGGGUCUGUGGAGAUGAACUGGGUUAACCCCAGACCUCCCCAGCCUGGGGCAGUGCUGUGGAGCGUGCUGGGGCUUGCGCUGCUUGCAGGGGGCUGAGCCGGAGGCUAAUGAGCAGGUGAGGCCUCAGCGCAGACGGAGGCUGAGCUCAGCGUCUGCUCUCUGUGGAAAUGGCCGAGCCUGGCUCUCAGGGCCACACUGCCGGACCCUUGCUGCUGCUGCUGCUGCUGCUGCUCCCACCCCAGGCCCUGCUAGAGGGGCCCCUGCUAUUUGUGGCUCUGGUGUUCCGCCAUGGCGACCGGGCCCCACUGGCCUCCUACCCCACAGAUCCACACAAGGAAGCUGCCUCCACCUUGUGGCCCCGAGGCCUGGGCCAGCUGACCAAGGAGGGGAUCCGCCAGCAGCUGGAGCUGGGCCGAUUUCUGAGGAGGCGUUAUAAGGCCUUCCUGAGCCCGGAGUACAGGCGUGAAGAGGUGUACAUCCGCAGCACAGACUUUGACCGGACACUGGAGAGUGCACAGGCCAACCUGGCUGGGCUGUUCCCCGAAGCUGCCCCUGGGAGUCCUGAGGCCGACUGGAAGCCCAUCCCCGUGCACACAGUGCCUGUGUCGGAGGACAAGUUGCUGAGGUUCCCCAUGCGCAGCUGCCCCCGAUACCAUGAGCUGCUGCGGGAGUCCACAGAGGCCGCUGACUACCAGGAGGCCGUGAAGGGCUGGACGGGCUUCCUGACCCGCCUGGGCAACUUCACCGGGCUGUCGCUGGUUGGAGAGCCACUCCGCAGAGCGUGGAAAGUUCUGGACACACUAAUCUGUCAGCGUGCCCAUGGUCUCACCCUUCCAUCCUGGGCCUCCCCAGACGUCCUGAGGACUCUGUCACAGAUUUCAGCUCUGGAUAUCAGGGCACAUGUGGGCCCACCCCGGGCAGCAGAAAAGGCCCAGCUGACAGGGGGGAUUCUGCUGGAUGCCAUCCUCAGCAAUUUCUCCCGGGCCCAGAGCCUGGGGCUGCCCCUCAAGAUGGUCAUGUACUCAGCUCACGACAGCACCCUGCUGGCCCUCCAGGGGGCCCUGGGCCUCUACGAUGGGAACACCCCACCUUACGCUGCCUGCAUGGCCUUUGAGUUCCGGGGAAGCUCCAGGGAACCCGAGGAGGAAGAUGGAGAGAAUGUCACCAUCUCUCUCAUCUACCGAAAUGACACCUCCAGCCCACCCCUGCCACUGAAGGUUCCCGGGUGCCCAGCCCCCUGUCCGCUUGGGCGCUUCCAGCAGCUGACUGCUCCAGCCAGGCCUCCAGCUCAUGGGGCCCCCUGCCACGGUUCCUAUGAGUCUACCAGCCCCCCAGGUGACAGCCCUCCGCGCAGGGGUGGGAGCGGGGUGUUCCCAAGGCCUGGGAUUCACAACCCCCAUGUUCUUCCUGCAGCCACGGUGCCCCUUCUGGCCGGAGCUGUGGCUGUGCUGGCUGUGCUGAGCCUGGGGCUCGGCCUACUGGCCUGGAGGCCCAGCUGCCUGAGGGCCCUGGGAGGGGCUGUAUGAGGGGGAAGGCAUAAACACAAAAGCACCCCCUCAGCUGACACUGGAUCCCAACACGUGUGCUCACCUGCUGCUCUGACUUGUCACUUACUGUGCUCGCGCGUGUGGGAAUGAAGGCUGGGUGGGCCCCAGACACUGUGCAUGUCUCUACAGUCAGGUGCCAUACAUACAGGUGGCAGGCAAUAAGCACGUGUGCAGGUGAGAGCCUAUAGGACUGAACUGUCCUUAAGGAACUCUACUCCCAGUAAUUACAGAUGGAGACGGGGGUCUCCCAGGGUACUGGCUAAGGUAACCAGUCUUCUAGAAGCCCCACCCUCACCACUAUCCUAAGUUCUCCCUGAAGUGGGGAAGCUCCUGACGGAUGUGGUGAUGAGCCUGCACCCAGGACGGCCACUGCAGGACCCCACCCCCUACUGACCAGCAACCAGCCACUGGCAUCCCCUGGAGCCCCACCCAUUGUCUCCUGUACUCAUCACUCCCCAGAGCCCCCAGCCCCACUGGGAAGUCAACAGGUGUUCUGUCUUGAGGCGGCCAGGCUCCUAUCUGGGGGAGGUACAAGACCAAAGAUCCUGAGGAAGCUAUGGAGCACACCUUGGGACCCCAGGACAGCCUGAGCUAAAGGGUCUGGUUCACAAGAAGCAAAAUACACUCAAACCCAACGCAGGCUGCAGGGUAGGGGCUAAGGCCGGCCAGUGGCUGUGACUGGCCCACCAGCCCACCUUUCCUCACCAGACCGCUGGAGCAUCCUCUGGAAACAGGCCAGAGUUGGGCAAGUGCACCUGUGCCUCACCUGCCCUGGACCCAGCUCGUCAUCCCGAGUCUACC